AUGGACGAGGCUAUAAUGCCAGGAUUGGUUUCCAAGGCGAUUGACCGACAAUGCAGGAGAGGAUUUUGCGAUUUCGUGGAUGCUGUAUUUCCGAAUAUCUAUUACAGCUACAGCACUCGGGUGGAGCUUACUUGGUUCGAAAUCGCUCAUAAGGACCAAAGCGCAGAAAAUGCAUUGCAGUGGGCGUUUCGCAGCCUUGGAGCCUUGCAGCUCGGCAGAGUAGAUGGCAAUCAACGACAGAUUCUCGCUAGUCAGGAAAUGUACGGCCGUGCGUUGCGCCAGCUUGUUAAAGCGAUCAAGAAUCCUGCCACAGUUGGCAAGAAUGAGACCCUUGGAGCCGCGGUCCUGCUAGGAGUUUAUGAGUUGAUGAAUGCAACAGAGGAGAACUCAUGGCUGCUGCAUUCAAAUGGGAUCUCUCAUCUAUUGCGUCUCAGGGGGGCAAAGAGGCAUACAAGUGGGUAUGGGCGUACCCUGCUUUUAUCCUUUCGGGGACUCCUAGUUUAUGAAGCCUUCACUCGGGGCGAGGCAUGUUUCCUAGAAAACGAGGAAUGGAGGUCAGCUCUUCCAUUGACACUAGAGGACGAGGAACGGCGUGGCACAAGCUGCGGUCUAGGCCAGCUCACGGACUAUGCAUUCAAUGAGAUAGUCCGGUGUCCGGGGUUUCUUGCCAAGACCAAGGCCCUAGUCGCUUCCCCAAGAACCACCAAUGCGGCUAGAGACAACCUAAUGGAUGCAAUCAACAUCAGCCGGAAGAUCCUGGGCGAUGUGGAAAUCCAAAUAAUGGCAGGUGUUAAGGCUGAUCGCGAGGGGAAUAAGAAAGAGUCUCAGGCUUUCUUUGGAUUGAUUCCCCUUUCCACCCAAGAUGCAUCGGUGAACUACACACUGGAGGGUGUUCAAUCGGCCAUCGCACUUCUCCGACAGUUGUCGGUUUUGCUGGUGUCCGAUCGCAGCCGACAGAAAAUAGUAACACCGUGGUUAAAACUAGGUCCAUGUAGGUAUGACCAGAGGGUCAUAAAAGACACUGGUGAAAUUGCCCAGCUGGCUCAAGAAGGUACUCGACUACACCCAACAGGUCCACGGCAACAGGGUAACCCGAAGAUCUGGCAUGACCGGAUCGCCAUGACAAUGGGCAUGCCAGACAAUGGUUGA
Molecule: messenger RNA, 1149 nt
Organism: Penicillium concentricum
Lineage: Eukaryota; Fungi; Ascomycota; Eurotiomycetes; Eurotiales; Aspergillaceae
Exons: 1
Coding region: 1-1149 (382 amino acids)
Source: RefSeq, a predicted model, not a curated record